Messenger RNA from Brugia malayi, 747 nucleotides. RefSeq lists its product as uncharacterized. Gene Ontology annotation, molecular function: diphthine-ammonia ligase activity. NCBI's taxonomy places the organism in Eukaryota, Metazoa, Nematoda, Chromadorea, Rhabditida, Onchocercidae. The transcript is spliced from 4 exons. Gene Ontology annotation, biological process: protein histidyl modification to diphthamide. Bases 1 to 747 code for a protein of 248 amino acids. The record is from RefSeq and is a predicted model, not a curated record.
AUGAAGGUGGUUGGGUUAGUAUCGGGAGGGAAGGAUAGUUGUUACAGCUUGAUGGUGUGUAUGAGGAAUGGACACGAUAUUACAUGCCUUGCUAAUCUGCAUCCACCGAGCGAUGAUGAGGAGGAGAUGGAUAGUUACAUGUAUCAGUGUGUUGCCCACAAGGGAGUUCAGCUGUACAGUGAGGCAUGUGGCCUUCCGCUUUAUCGACGCGAAAUACGAGGAAGACCGAUAAAAACGGGUAUUUUUUAUGAAGAGGAAAAUAAUGAUGAAGUGGAGGAUCUAUAUGAGUUGCUUGCGUUCAUUAAGCAAAAACAUCCUGAUAUUGAGGCUGUUUCGAGCGGUGCUAUCCUAAGUAGCUACCAGAAAAAUCGUAUUCAAAAUGUAUGCAGAAGAUUGAAUUUGGAGCCAUUAACUUACUUGUGGAACGCAGAUCAAGCAGUUCUGUUCGAUGAAAUCAUUUCGUCUGGGAUUGAAGCAAUUAUUGUUAAAGUGGCUGCACUGGGUCUAUCGACAAGGCAUCUUGGGAAAUCUUUACGCGAGAUGAAAAACCUUCUGCUGGAUCUCAGUAGCCGAUACGGUGUUCAUAUAUGUGGCGAGGGAGGUGAAUAUGAGACGUUCGUUGUGAAUUGCCCAUUUUUUACGAAGCGGAUUGUUGUAGACGAAACAAAAAUUGUGGAACAUUCUGUAAAUGAUUUUGCCGCUGUGGCUUAUCUUUCUCUUUCCAAAUUACAUCUUGAAAAUAAAUGA